AUGUCUCCCAGCGCGAUAAGCACCCCGCGACGGCAAGACAACAAUAAUGAUGGGCAACACCCCACCAAGACGGCAGCUCUUGCCACAGCGCCACCACCAUUAGAAAGAUCAACAGAUCACCUACCCAAACAGUCUCACUUCUCCAAACAUACCCAAUCUUCGUUUAAUACUAAUUCCAAUCGUCAGCCGCGGAUAGCUUCAUACUUUCGCAUCGAUAUGGCAAACGGGCAUGAGUGGGAUGAAGUGGACAAUCCUCUCGAAGACCCGGAAGAGCUGAGGGUGCUCUUUACUGCUCUGGACUCUUAUAUGCAAUAUGAAAAGGUAGCACGCUUCAACGUCACGCAUCUCCGGAGGCAAUCCUUCUAUGCCCUCCCCGAUGCUCAGUGGAAGAUGCUCGCGGCACCUCCCUUCAACUUCCUAGAGACGCUAAGCAAGGUGGAUGAUGCGAUAGGCAUAAACGCCGACCUCGCCAAGGCCAUCGCGAAGCAUGGUCUCCAUUCCUUCAAUGACCCCUCGCAGAAUCCCGAGGCCGACGAUGUAUCCAUGCCGCAGGAAUGGGUCGGCGUUGCUAAGCACGGCGACAUUGACAAGGCGAGGAGUACGUUACGGCAGUUCUUCCGGGACUGGUCUGCUGAGGGCGCGUCGGAGAGGGAAAAGUCUUACGGUCCCGUCAUGCGCGCCUUGGAAAAGGAAAGGGCUAGGGCUCCCGAGAACUCGGGGUUGAGGGUCCUAGUUCCUGGAGCUGGUCUCGGCCGACUGGUCUUUGACCUUGCAAAAAACGGGUAUCAUGCUGAGGGAAACGAGAUAUCGUAUCACCAACUCCUCGCAUCUUCUUACAUCCUCAACUUUUGCGAACGGGCGGGAAAACACACUAUAUACCCCUGGAUCCACGCCUUCUCUAACCAUCAAACGAGAGAGAACCACCUCCGAGGAUACAGCGUACCCGACAUCCACCCGGGCACGGCCCUAAUGCAAUCCAGCAACAUUGGAACAAUGUCCAUGACCGCUGCUGAUUUCCUCUGUCUGUACGGCGACCAUGAACACCGGGAGCACUACGACGCCGUGGCGGCCGUGUUCUUCCUCGAUACCGCUCCGAACCUGAUCCGCUACCUUGGCGUCAUUUUCAGUUGUCUUAAGCCCGGUGGCAUUCUCAUAAAUGUCGGACCCCUCCUCUGGCAUUUCGAGAAUCAUGCUCCCGGUAAUCACGGGCUCGAUGAUGACGGUGAUGGAGAACAUGACUAUAAGAACUCUUCAGGUAUCGCGGACCCCGGAAGUUUCGAACUCGCGGACGAUGAGGUCAUGGCGCUCGUUGAAAAGCUUGGCUUUGUUGUUGAAUCGAGGGAGAUGGGCGUCGAGGCGCCUUACAUCCACGAUGCUGAUUCCAUGUUGAAGACGGUGUAUCGUGCGAGCACGUGGGUAGCCCGGAAGCCGCUAUAA
Messenger RNA from Scedosporium apiospermum, 1437 nucleotides. RefSeq lists its product as uncharacterized. Lineage: Eukaryota; Fungi; Ascomycota; Sordariomycetes; Microascales; Microascaceae. The transcript is spliced from 2 exons. The record is from RefSeq and is a predicted model, not a curated record. Bases 1 to 1437 code for a protein of 478 amino acids. Gene Ontology annotation, molecular function: S-adenosylmethionine-dependent methyltransferase activity.